Messenger RNA from Didymosphaeria variabile, 954 nucleotides. It is a transcript of the gene SEC17, whose product is annotated as vesicular-fusion protein S17. NCBI's taxonomy places the organism in Eukaryota, Fungi, Ascomycota, Dothideomycetes, Pleosporales, Didymosphaeriaceae. Gene Ontology annotation, biological process: intracellular protein transport; SNARE complex disassembly. Gene Ontology annotation, molecular function: soluble NSF attachment protein activity; syntaxin binding. The record is from RefSeq and is a predicted model, not a curated record. The transcript has 6 exons. Gene Ontology annotation, cellular component: vacuolar membrane; SNARE complex. The coding region runs from base 1 to 954 and encodes 317 amino acids.
AUGGCCGGCGACCCACGAGCGCUGCUUCGACAGGCAGAACAGAGCCUUUCGAAGGCGGGCGGAGGAUUCAGUUUCUUUGGCGGUCGGCAAGAGAAGUAUGAGGCAGCAGCUGAUCAGUUCACCGCUGCGGCGAAUGCGUUCAGGAUGCAAAAAAUGGGCAAGGAGGCUGGCGAAGCGUUUGAGAAAGCAGCGCAAGUCCAGAAGCAGAACCUGAACGAGCCUGAUGAUGAAGCAAACACACUCACUGAAGCCUUUAAGGCAUAUCGGAAAGACGACCCUGAGGCGGCAGCACGGUGUCUUGAUAGGGCCAUCGCACACUACUGCAGUAAAGGCAACUUCCGUCGCGCAGCAACCCACAAACAGAACCUUGGCGAGCUCUUCGAAGUCGAGCUAGGUGACAACGCGCGUGCGGCUGCUGCGUACGAGGAAGCUGCCGGUUGGUACGAAUCUGAUAACGCCGAAGUAAACAUUCCCCACCCUGUUCCCCGUUUUUCCACAUCCCAGAAUAUACCUAACAAGAACAUCUCUAAACAGGCCCUCGCCAACAAGCUUUGGCUCAAAACAGCCGACCUCGUCGCCCUCGAAGGUAAAGACUAUUACCACGCCAUCAGUCUCUACGAAAAGGUUGCGAAAUCCUCCAUCAACAACAAUCUCAUGCGCUGGUCCGUCAAGGAGUACUUGCUCAAGGCAGGUAUCUGCCAGCUGUGCACUGGAGAUGAGGUUGGCGCAUCGACGGCGUUUGAUAGGUACCGCGAGCUUGAUCCGAGUUUCACACAGCAGAGGGAGCAUCAGUUAUUGGUGGAUUUGCUGCAAGCGGUCAAGGACGGAGACCAAGAGGUGUUUGCUGAUAAGCUGUUCCAGUAUGAUCAGUUGAGCAAGCUAGACAAGUGGAAGACGACGUUGCUCUUGCGGAUCAAGGGUGCCAUUGAAAGCAAGGAGGAAGACUUCUCUUAG